AGUUUCGCGGGUUUUAUAUUUAACUCUUGCGGAGUAACUUUAAAAACAGAUUUGGUUCGCAAAAAUUGCAAAUAUUAGAAAACUAACAAUGUGAAAUGGGGGAACUACAGCAAAUACGAUUAGAAAUAAAUAAUGCCUUCAAGCUUAGCGGUUUUACUAUUCGUAGAGAAGCAAGUACAUUCUUAGCGGAACAGUUGUCUACUUCAUCUCAACAGGAAAGAAAGAAAUUGAUUGAUAAGUUACUGGCACAUAUUUUACAUCAAUGCCUAUCACAUCCUGUGCUAGAAAAGCACCAUUUAGAGGUAGCGUUUAGAGAGUGUUCAUCGUCAGGCCUCGAAGAAACUGAAACUAUCUUAAAUGUUAUUGAUGCAUUCAGUGUCCCGAAAUUGAACUAUGACAACGAUAGAAAGAAAUUCGUAAAAGACGUAAAUGCUAGCAAUAAUCUGUAUCCAGAACCAAAAUGGAAAGCUCAAUAUUUAAAUGAUAGAUAUACAAUGAUCUGGCAAAGAACUAUACGAAAUAAAUUAUUCGCGAAAGAAACUUUACCUUCGAUGGAAAGUGAAAAUCGUUUUCAAUUGCGCAAAAUUGAGGUAUUACAAAGUUCUUCAAGUAGAGUUGAUAAUGUUAUAGUAUUGGGACUCUUAACACAGCUGACGGAAGGUAAAUAUUACUUAGAAGAUCCAACCGGUAGUGUCCUAUUGGACAUGACCCAAACAAGAUAUCAUUCUGGCCUGUUCACUGAAAGCAGUUUUGUUUUAGCCGAAGGUUAUUAUGACGAUAAAGUGUUAAAUGUAAUGGGCUUAGUUUUACCUCCAUCUGAAAGCCGACCUAUAUCAGUACCAUUCUUUGGCAGCUUAAAUACAUUUGGAGGCAAAUCAAAGUCAUUGCUGAAGAAUUCACAAAAUUUAUUAAAAAUUGAACAAGAUAAUGAGGAUGGAAUGAUUGUUUUCAUCUCAGAUGUAUGGUUUGAUAAUUUAAAGGUUAUAUCGAAGUUAAAAGCAUUGUUUUCUGGUUAUAAUGACUUCCCACCAAUAGCAAUAGUUUUUAUGGGGGAAUUUUUAUCAUGCCCAUAUGGAUAUGAGCAUAGCACACAACUUAAAGCAGCUUUAAUUAAUCUAUGCGAUAUUAUUAUUCCUUUUACAAAACUAAGACAAUCAUGUAAAUUUAUCUUUGUCCCCGGUCGAGGAGAUCCGAUUGCUCCCAAUAUAUUACCACGACCAGCAAUACCCAACUCUGUUACAAAGGAAAUAAGAGAUAAGUUAGGCGAAUCAGUAAUAUUCACAACAAAUCCAUGUAGAAUCCAAUACUGUACACAAGAAUUGGUUAUAAUAAGGCAAGAUCUAGUUACGAAGAUGUGUCGAAACUCCAUCCAUUUCCCUGAUACUGGCGACAUCCCAGAUCAUUUGACGAAAACUCUUCUGAGUCAGUGUACACUGUCUCCAUUAUCAUUGGGGGUGCAACCUGUAUUCUGGAAACACGCUGAUGCUUUAAGUCUCUACCCUAUGCCUGAUUUAGUUGUCGUAGCAGAUCAUUUUCAGCCUUAUACAAGAACAUAUCAGAAUUGUCAAGUUAUUAAUCCAGGGUCUUUUCCGAGAACUGAAUUUUCAUUUAAAGUAUAUGUGCCUGCUUCGAGAACCGUUGAAGAUUCACAAAUCCCAAAUGAUGAUCCUUGAAAUUGUAUGUUAAUUAAGGUGUUGCUAACAGUACUACCAUGUCAGUUUUGGUCAUAUUUGGGUUAUUCUAGAAGGAAAUAUACUGGCUAAGGAAAUGUCUUUGCUGAUAUGACAUAAAAAUUGAAUAAACAUAUUUGUAAAAAGUAGUUAUUAGAGUGUUAGAUGUAUUUUUUAAGUUUAAUUUUUAUAAUGCAAGGAUGAAAUAAAAAAUAAUACUUAUUCUAUUUCUUUAUUUAAUCUGUAUUUACAACAACAUUUAAAUCUUAGUUUUAUAGCUAUUGCUGAUUAGUGAGUAUAAAUCUAAAUUAGUAGCCAUGUUGUUACUUAACCACUAAACACUAAUAUACUGCUCCCCUUACUAACAAAUGUUAUAUAGCGUUUGUUUUGUUACACAA
This is a messenger RNA of Vanessa tameamea, 2068 nucleotides long. It is a transcript of the gene DNApol-epsilon58, whose product is annotated as DNA polymerase epsilon subunit 2. Gene Ontology annotation, biological process: DNA-templated DNA replication; error-prone translesion synthesis. The coding region runs from base 96 to 1673 and encodes 525 amino acids. The record is from RefSeq and is a predicted model, not a curated record. Gene Ontology annotation, molecular function: DNA binding. Gene Ontology annotation, cellular component: epsilon DNA polymerase complex. The transcript has a single exon. Lineage: Eukaryota; Metazoa; Arthropoda; Insecta; Lepidoptera; Nymphalidae.